Messenger RNA from Suillus subalutaceus, 579 nucleotides. RefSeq lists its product as uncharacterized. The coding region runs from base 1 to 579 and encodes 192 amino acids. The record is from RefSeq and is a predicted model, not a curated record. The transcript is spliced from 3 exons. Lineage: Eukaryota; Fungi; Basidiomycota; Agaricomycetes; Boletales; Suillaceae.
AUGAAAACACGCGAAACCAUUCCCCUUCCGCCUACUCCAGCAUCGCCUAUCAUUGAAAUCGCUUUCGCACCAGCCCAUAUCGAGGCGCCUAUUGUAGGCGAACCUACAGAGCUUCAAAGCGACCCAGAAGAUCAGUUGGACGAAGUUGUUUUACCCCAGCAAGAAGUACAAGCACCUACCGCUAUCGCGAACACGCUAAACGCGCCACUAGAGGAGAUCGCAUCACCCAUCAUCAACAACGACCUCAAACCCCCAUCGCAUUUUAGCGCGCCUAUUCAGGAGCAUUCUGCAGUGCCAGAGCUCCAAAUGCGCCAUACCUUGACCAGAGUUUGUCUCUGUGACUUCCGCUUGCCAGUCAAACAUCCUUGCAUCACAUCACCCACUCACCAUAUAGAUCAUGUCUCAGGCGACCCUGAUGCGCCUCCAGUGCACCCUAUGGCGCCUGAAAUCGUGCAGUUCGCGCGCCUAGAGGCAAUGUACAUUCAACCUUCGCCUUUUUCGCCUUUUUCGCUUGUUUCGCAUUUUUCGCUCUCAAGGAGUUUUUUUAUCAGCGCCACAGUCGCGCGCCUAACGCCUUAA